Molecule: messenger RNA, 918 nt
Organism: Fusarium graminearum PH-1
Lineage: Eukaryota; Fungi; Ascomycota; Sordariomycetes; Hypocreales; Nectriaceae
Exons: 1
Coding region: 1-918 (305 amino acids)
Biological process (GO): adenylate cyclase-activating G protein-coupled receptor signaling pathway
Cellular component (GO): plasma membrane
Molecular function (GO): G protein-coupled receptor activity
Source: RefSeq, a predicted model, not a curated record
AUGCCACUAAUCACAAGUCUCAUCCCGACCAUCAUGCGUGAGAUGGAGCCUGUUGGGGGUAAUUGGUGCUGGAUAUCAUCGACUCGAUCCGACUUACGAUAUGGAAUGACACAUGGAUGGCGCUUCUUUAUUAUUUUCAUAACUAUCAUCAUAUACAUCUACAUCUGGAUAUACUUACGACGACACCUCGGCCCCAGAGACAAAAAGACACGGCCAACUAUUUCAUUCUCGACGCAUAACACAAACAGUGUAUUCUCCAAAGGCUCAAAAGAGAUGGGCUUUCGGGUUAUGAGAGAAGACACUCUGGAGCUCGAUACUUUUGGGACCUUCGAACCGAAUAUCUCACCCAAUUCGCCAACUAUGUUUGAUCAAAGAAGAAGUUUUUGGAACACACUGCAGCGCGACAAAAUCGAAGAGAUUCAAGAUGCAGGAUUGGAAACUCAAGGUGAGAAAAAAGCUAGCUAUGGGGAAGAAAUAGGAGGACCGGUCCGUCACAGACCAACCUCGUCCAAGAGAGGAUCAGAUUUGGCUUAUACAAGAGUUGCUAAUACUGAACCUCUUCAAGAACCACACUCUUCACGACAACCUUACACCAACGUUUUACAAACAAACGCCAGCGAAUUUCCCCAGCGUCGAGGAACCCGCGAUGUUGAAGUUGAAAUCAAGAGGAUGAUGCUGCUGAACGGUUACCCGUUUAUGUACGUUCUUCUGUGGACGCCAGGGCUUGUCAACAGGCUGCUCGAAGCAUUGGGAAUACCAGUUUCAGAGACAACCAUUGCUGCGUUGAAUACUUCAACGCAGUUUAUCGGAUUUGCUAACGCGGCAACGUAUGGGUUUAACCAUUAUCUGAGAGAUAGUUUGGAUACGCUGUACUGGACGCCUAUGAUUAUGAGAAUAAAGCAAUGGUUUGGGCGGUGA